ACCAUUCAUCCCGAAGCACCGGACCAAACCGUAGCAGCCAAGCAUCUCUCGCAGUCAGUCGCCUAGUACACCACAAAACAAACCCGCCUGCAUCAUGACGUCUCUGAUGGUGAGUACCCGACGAUGUUUUUACGUAAACAUAUGCCGUCUUCAUUGCUGUCCGCGCCGAAAACACUCCGAUUCGAUUUUCGUUCCGUAAUAUGUUAUAAUAUACAUUUCUCUCUACUUCCCCGGUAAACCUAAUGGUGAAGUGAUAAAACGCUGCCGUAAAGGCACCGAAUCCGCUUCGGAAUUUCCUCUAAGCGUAUAGAAAUUGUCUCCUCGUUCUCCAAAAUACCGAUCUUUGUAAUUUUCACUCGAGCUUAACCGUGCAUAAUUUAUCGAGCAUAUAAAAUAUUAUGUUAGUCACAAUUGACGAAUCGCGAUCAAAAUACUUUUAUCUUAUUCGCGUUGCUUUUCAUGAAAAUAAUAAUAUUAUUAUUCGGGAUUUUGGUUUAUGUUCGCGAAAAUUCGAAAAAUUAGUUGUGAACAUCGUAUGCCUUCUAAUAUUAUACCGGCAGUGCGAAUUAUUUUUACCAAUAUAGUUUUUGACGAUCGUGUAUCGUAUUCUUCGGCAUAUUUUUUAUAUUUACCAUGUGUACCAUCCUAUACGCUAUUUUUCCAGUUCGUUGAAAAUAGUUCAAAGAAAAACUUAAAAGUUAAAAAUAUUAAGGAUCACAAUAUUUCAAUUGGUGAACAAAAUUCGUGCAAAACCGUUUCAUUCGAACACGUCUUACGUGCUUUUAAUAUACUCGAUUUAUAAAUACUCCUUUUAUCAGUCCGUUCGGAACAAAAUUGAUAUUUUAAAAAUUGUAUUAUAUUUGUUAGUAGUCAUGUACCUAUUAUUCUAUAUAGCCGAGUUGGAUGAAUUCUGUUUCUAUAAAAACUAUAACCCGCAUUUAAAGUUAUCAGUAUAUAUUUAAUAAUCGUGUGUGUAAUUUAAAUAGUUUAUAAUACGAAUGAAUAACAUUUAAACCGAAUCGUAUGGCAAUUGAACAUUCACGAUAGUAGUAUAAUUGCCUUGUUUCAGGAAAUUUACAUUCAUUAUGAUACACAAUAAUAUACAUUGCUGUUCUUUGUUUUAUUAUACGUCCGCGAGCAAUACUAAUUUUAUCAUAACAUUUUUGGUCGGGGAAAUAUUUGCAUAUUAUAUUUUAAAGCAGAUAGGUUGCAGUGCGCUAAAAGAAAUAUCAAAGUGUACUAUAUACGCAAUAAAUACAAAUUAAAAAAACGAAUACAGAUUUAUACAAUAGUAUAAUGUUUUAUUCGUAACGGACAUGAAAACAUCCAAACUCUACUCGGAUUUCGGCAUAAAAAUCACAUUGUUAUUUUAAAAAAAUAAAAAAAAUGACCGAAACUAUAAUAUAUAUAUAUAUAUAUAUAUAUAUUGAUUAGUAUUAAUUACGUAUAGUAUUAAAAGUGUUUACUAUUCAUUGGGUAUAACGUAUAAGUUACUUUAUGAAUUAGUCCGUAUGCGAGCUCUAUCUCUUAUACGGUUACACAUUUUGAAACGCAGUUUUCAUUAAACGGUUAGUAAGUUAUAGAUAUUAAAAAAAAGUCCCCGUCGAUUUUCAAUUCAAUCGGUGAAAAAAACUACGAGUCGUUUUGGGAGCUUUUAAAAAAUUAAAAACUAUACUGUCCCUCCGAAUUGUAUCGGUUUAUUUUUAUUUUUCUAUUCGUUCCAAAAACCAAAACGCGCAUGGCUAUAUAAUAACAGUGUUAUAGGUGCCCGCCUGUAGGUUAUACUUGAUAUCUCGUUUUCGAUUCAAUCCAAAAACAUAAUAAAAUAUAAAGAGAUGAUAAAAAUCGAUUAGCGCAUUCAUCCAAUCAAACGGCGAUCUAAACGAGUGUGUAAUAUCUAUUAGCAUGUUACCACGCAUCUUUUUGGGGGGUCAAUCGAAACGAACGUUCCGUGACUAAUUUCAAAUCGUCCGUCACCUAUACCUGCAGUACGACGAUUAUCCACAGCCGCGCGCGGUCCAUUCUUUAUUAUACACGCCAGCUAUCGCCGUGUGAUACAAAGUGUAUAUAAUCGGUUCGGAAAUAUUCGAACACACUAUCGAUAGGUGCCUCAUCCUACAUAUGUAUUAUAUCCAUAAUACAACGAAAAACAUAAUAUCGAGACCCACCAUUUUAUGCGCACGCGGGAAUUAUUACUGCAGCUAUGCUGUUUCGUGUAUAAUAUUAUAUAUAAUUGCAUAUAACAUAUCGACUGUUUCCGCCCGAAAUUCAUGAAAUUUACACGUUAUACUCGUAAUAUUUCGUAAUAAAAUCGACGCGUAUAUCAAUUAUAAUAAUAAAAUAUAAUAUAUAUAAUAUAAUGUCUGAAAUAAAAAUCGAUACGAAGGCGAUUACAUAUAUAUAUAUAUAUAUAUAUAUGUAUAUAGGUAUAAUUCAAAGGAUCGGAUUAGUUUUCGCUUAGUAUAUCAAAUUAAAUCCGCUCGGAAAAUUACUAAACACCGCGAAUCCGUCGACUAAGCGAUAUAAUAAAACGUUUACGAUAUAUAUAUAUAUAUAUAUAUAUAUAUACAGGUGUAUAUAAUACCACAUAUCCUAUAUGUAUACAUUGAAUUCAUUGAAUUAUCGAGUUCCAUAUAAUGACGUAGUCGAUAUCAUUUUUCGUUGAUCUCUUCCUCUCUAUUUUUCUCUCUCGGUAUUUCUAUUACAUAUAUUAUACAAAAUCGAAAAAAUAAUAACUUCUUGAACCCAUGAGACGGAAUACACGUAUAUAUAUAUUAUAAGGGCCACCGUAGUGGAAUCGUAUGACCCGGCCACGAAUCGUACAUAUAUUAUAAAAAAAAAACGUACGCUGCAGCGCGAUCCAUUCAACCGAGAGCCUGGUUCUAUACCUAUAUUUUAUAAUAAUAUAAUACUAUACGCGAGACGCAACCGUGACAAACGCGACAAUGACGAUUGAUCUAUUUGUCACGGUAUGCCUGUGGCGACGGAAGAAACUGUGCGUGUGUGUACAUAUAAUAAUAAUAAUAAUAAUGCGAAUGAACUGAAAGUCCUAUUAAACGUCAAAACAGAUGAUGUGUGUACGUGUGUGUGUUUGCGCGCGUAGUUGCGCGAAUGUGUGUGAUUAAUUAAAUCGUAUUCGGAUGCGUAUAUUGAAAAACGGCCGACAAUUUUCUAUGUACGCUGCAGCAGCCCCGGAGACUUUAACGAUCGGUGCGCGUUUCGGCCGCGGCGGCGGCGUAGACGUUUUAUACGCACGUUAUUACAAUAUUAUCAAUUCGAAACCGAUAAUAUUAUUGUUAUUAUAAAGCGGUUUCGCAUUCCGAAUAGUGGGCAUUUUUCGCGGGUCGCCCGUAUUACCGAACAUGUCGGUCACGCGCGCGCCUUAAUGUAAUAAUAAUAAUAAGGGAAUAAAAAUACCCUCAGCCGGGCGGCGAUUGUUUCGGCGAAAUGCGACCCGCCGGCAUUAGGUCGCUAGGAUACGGCCCCCGAAAGAACAACGCGAUUUGGAAAGCGAACGAUAUAAUAUUAUAUUGUAUCCACGCGCCCGCCGCGAAAUCCCGCGCACGAUAACGUACUCUCUCUCUCUCUAUAUAUAUAUAUAUAUAUAUAUGUAUACAUAACAGUAAGAGUAUAUGAUAUCACAAUAAAAAAUAUCGUCGGCGUUGCAAAGGCUCGGGCAAAACAAAAAAAAAAAAAAAAAAUGUACCGUCGUUGAGCGGUCCUUUUUUUGUUUCGCUUAAACGCACGUCAACGCGCGUGUACGAUACACGCGUGAAAUACAAUAGCCGUCGCGUACGACGCGCGCGCGCACAUAAUAUCGUAAUGAACGCUCGUACGCUACGUAUACGUCGAGCGACGGCGGUACGGGGUUGAAAAUUCGGCCGCGUCCGCCAAGUCGGGUACAAGAUGGGCACUACAGGCAGUCGGGGCCCGAUUCAUUUCGGGUACUGUACGCUGGACGGGGUCCCGCGGCUUUCGGUAAGCACGAUUGCCCGCUAUAACAACACGUGCGUAUUGUCGGGCCCGACCGUUCGAAAGCAAUAAUACGAUUAACACCACGUUUUCCAUUUCGUUUUUCUACAGACUCGCGGGGGAAUCCAUAUUUUGCCGGCGAUUAUGUUUGCUAUUUCAUCCGCAACGCGCGCGUAUUUCUAAACAAUGUAAAUAUAUAUAUAUGUAUAUAUGUGUGUGUGUGUGUGUGUGUGUGUGUGUGUGUGUGUGUGCAUGUUCCACUUGUACGUUUUCACUUUUCCGUCACUAUUCCGCGCGGGUAUAUCUGUCCGAGUACGUUUUUAAACGUCUAUGAACUGCGGGUAAAUAUUACGCCGGACAUCGCGGUGUUUUGUUUCUCUAAACUUCCGUUUACUGUAUUAUAAUACCACGGUAUUAUUGUUACUAUAAUUAUUAGUCGACCGGGCGGGAACCCGGGGUGGACUCGGAUGCGCCGAAAAAUACACCGCAGUAACACAUCAAUGUAAAUCACGGGUGCAAUACGCGUACAGUGGGGCCUCGCUAUCUCGAAGUUUCUGUACGUCGAUAUUUUUUUUUCAGCCGCGGCUGUUCAGUGUUGGUUGUUGUGGUUCCCUCAGUGACUCGAAGUUUCGAUGUGUCGAUUUUUUUUUUUUUCUGGUCUCCUGAGACUUCGAGAUACCGAAUUUCCACUGCAUUGCCGUAUGCAUAAUAAUAAUUAUCGGACGUUUUUUAUUUUUUUUUUUUUCACACGUCUAAAACGGCUGUACGGCAUAUGCCGUCGCUGUGUGCAGUCUGUUUUAUCGGGAAAACGGACAUAAUAAAAUGAUGUGUAUGCAGUCGUACCUCCUCGUAUAUUAUAUCUUAUCGGACGGCGAAUUCGGCGCGCAAGCGUAUGUUGAACUCGACAAAUAUUCGUUUUCCAAUAAAUAUACACGACACAAAGACAUACCGGUACUACACACACACACACACAUACGUCAUAUUAUUACCAUUAUUAUUACGUAUUAUUGUGCAUGACGGUGUCCGGGCGCGAGCGGAAUACUACGGCGAUAAUAAUAAUAAUAAUAAUAAUAAUAGACCUUUGGAAAAUCGCGAAUCGCACGUCCGCGACGACGAUCGCACUACCACAUAAUACUAUACGACGUAUGUACGCUCGUAUAUUAUGGUACACACGUGUACGCGUAUAAUAUCGUUUGUCAUCGGUCAAUCGGCACCACACUCCGGACGACAAUAAUUCUCAAUGCCCGCCAUACGUAUACACACGUCGUACAUAAUAUGAUGUACUUCUGCAUCUGCAGCUAUUAAAUAAGCUCUACGACAAUAAUAUAUAUUAUACGACCGUCGCUAUAAUAAUAAUAAUAAUACACGCGAUACCGUCGCACAAUGGGGGGUCUCCUCUUCUAAAAUUAACACGUCCGAAUCUCCGCGCCGAGUAACGCGACGAUUUCCGAAAUUCGAUUGUGCGCGUAUCUGGGCCACUGGAGGAGCCGCUGAUUUGUAAUACUAUACGUAUUAUAUUGAUACUGUUGCGCACGCCGGACAAACGGAUCGCACAUUCGCACAUAACAUUAAUUAAUAUAAUAUAAUAACAGAUAAUAUAAUAUAUUGUUAUGAUACGCAUUCCGUUUGACCGACUCGGCUAGACGCGUAUAUUGUCGCGUAACGGAGAUUCGGGGGAGGGGGGGCUAGAGGUGGAAACGAUCGUCAUUGCUCGCACCGCAGCAGUAUACCAUUUCGGAAUUAUAACUCACGGCUGUUAAAGGGUCACAAGGUAUCGUGUCCCCACGGUGUAUUACCCACCUAUAGUAUCCCCGUGACGAAUCGAACAGCAAUAAUCAUAGAAUGUUACCAUUGUAAACCGUUAUCAUCGACCGCUCGUUCAACAGCAACACGCUAAAUUUAUUGUUAUUAGUAUUAUUAUAUACGCGUAACGAAAUACUGUCGUUCACAGGUGGUUGUAAUUGGGCUCGUAGCGGCAUGCUCGGCCAGCCCGUCCCUAUACUUCAGCGGUCCGCAAUACUACAGCGGUUACUACCCGACCGCAGUGGUUAGCCCGAUCAAGAGCCAAUACCACACGCAAAACGAACUGGGACAAUACGCUUACGGCUACAACGACGGCUACUCCAGCAAAUCCGAAACCAAGCACGCCAACGGUCUGACCGAGGGAUCUUACUCGUACGUGGACCCGAACGGCGUGUUGCAACAGUACAAGUACUUGUCGGACGAAAACGGUUACCGCGUGACCGGCACCAACUUGCCCGUGGCCCCAGCCGUGCCUGCAGUCGAAGCACCGGCAGCAGCCCCAGCCGCCGCAGUCGAGAUCAAACCAGCCAGCGACGCCGAGCUCCCGCAGCAGGUGCAGGACACUCCGGAAGUGGCGGCUGCCAAGGCCGCUCACCAGAUUGCUUACGACGAAGCCGCAAAGGCCGCCGAAGCUUCACCGGAGGAACCGUCGUCCGAAGCCGUAGCCGUCGAAGCACCCGCCGCUGAACCGGUCGCCAAGGCAGAGACUCCAGCACCCGCGCCCGCAGCUGUCCACGUGUCCGCCCCCGCUUACAGUUACCACCCGACCGCUUACGGUACUUACCCGUCGUACGCCAUCCACGCCCCGGUCGCGUCCUACGCCUACGCCGCCGCCCCAGCCGCUUAUGCGUACGCCCCGUACGCCGCCGCCGUACCGUCAUACACCGGAGCGUAUUCGCCGGUCAACAGCCAAUACCACUCCCAGGACGAGUUCGGCCAGUACUCGUACGGUUACAACAGCGGUUCGUCGUCUAAGGCCGAAGUCAAGACCAUCGACGGAGUUACCCGCGGUGGAUACUCGUACGUGGACGCCAACGGACUAGUCCAACAGUACCACUACGUCUCCGACCCGGUCAACGGUUUCCGCGUCACCGGCACCAACCUACCAGCCAACACUUUGUAAACACCCUUCCUUCUCUCUUCCGACCACACGCCACGCCAUCACCGCCUCCGUCCCCUCCCACCAUUGCUACGAUGUUUUAGGUACCGGAUAUAAUAUAACGUAGUUACGAUACGAUACGCAAACACUACGUGUAAGUAUAACGUGCGUAAAUAACUAUAAUAUUAUUCUUAUAUGUGUAUAACUUGUCGAGUUUUGUAUAGACUCCCCUCCAUGGUUAAUGGUCCGGAGGGGGGGGGCGUGACGAUACCGAGGAACGUCGGAACCGUUUGACGCCUCGUACUCGCGCGGGUCAAACUGAACCGGUGAACUUCGACAUUUUCGCGAAGAAAAUCGUUUCUCGGUACCGUCACGCUCAAAACUCCUCUUCCCGUCGUCAUCAAGGAUAACGACGAGGAGGAAAAAGGCUAAAUAUUAAAAAAAAAGUUUUUUUUUUUUUUUUUUUUUUGUUAGUUUUUAAGUUUUUGCAUAUACACUAUCUUCACGUGGACACAUCAAUUAUUAUUAUUGUAUUUUUGGUAAUAAAAACUCUGUUAAUAAAGUCACGAUUUUGUA
Messenger RNA from Cinara cedri, 7450 nucleotides. The record is from the annotation of a GenBank genome assembly. Lineage: Eukaryota; Metazoa; Arthropoda; Insecta; Hemiptera; Aphididae.